Messenger RNA from Paraphaeosphaeria sporulosa, 747 nucleotides. RefSeq lists its product as uncharacterized. The record is from RefSeq and is a predicted model, not a curated record. Lineage: Eukaryota; Fungi; Ascomycota; Dothideomycetes; Pleosporales; Didymosphaeriaceae. Bases 1 to 747 code for a protein of 248 amino acids. The transcript has a single exon.
AUGUCUUGGGUCAGUCAUCCGACCAGGAGCUCUUCCUGGAGGCAAAAUCAGCAGCCGCAAGCUUCCAAUCCUCCUUCUUGGUCGCGGCAAAACUGGCGAAGAAGAUCAGAUUCCAGCGAAUCGAGCUGCUCUUCUCUGACAAGCUCCUCACCGCCAAGCUCUUGCGGCCCCUCCCCGCCUAGUAAGUCAUGGGACAGCGACUGGAGGGCACAAUAUGUCCCCAGAUCCCCAUCGUCUGUUUCCAACGCCAGAACGGCAUUUGAGGACCUGUACCCAGGCACGGUGAUGUACUUGCCUCGCCAAGAGGAUGUGCCAAAAUCCUCAGUCUUCUAUAAGAGGAUGUGGAAACGAGACGACAGUCCAUGGGGACACCCAGUGGUGAUCCUCAAGAAAGAGGUGGUCUCCGAUAUGGAAAUGGUGCAGUGCCAGCUGAUUACUUCCUUCCGCGAUCGCGAGACCUUCGCGAGAAAGUCAGACGCGUCGAAGGAAAAUAUCGCUCUUAUCGAGAACACCGACAACAUUAAAGCCCAUCAGGGCCUCAACGGUGUCUACACCCGACUCAUGACCCUCGAGCUUUGGUCAGACCGGUUUCCCAAGACGAGCUUCGUCAACUUCUAUGAUAAGGCCGGCCCGCAGGGAAAUACAUUCUGGAUCGAGUACGGAAACAUCCAACCAUUACUUGCCGGUAGAAACAUCGUUUUCGACGAAGAAUCCCUGAAGCGGAUCAUAAACAAGCAAGUGCGCUGA